UCUGCUUUCAAAUGCGUUCCUCGGUAGCAACUUGGAUACUCAAACGCCUAGCUUGCAGCUGAUGCGGCAUCCUCCACGCGUUAUUGAAAAUACUGGAGGACGGAAGAGAUAUCGAUAUUGACGAUGAAAUCAACCCGCCGUCUUUUUCCGGCAAGUACUUCCGAGUCUGAGUGUCUUGAGCUGCAGGCGCUUGAAUGAGGCUUGAACGCUUGAGCGCUGAGCCUGUGUUGUGCGGUGCGGUGCGGUGCGGCCUGUGUACGGCUACCAAAGCAGCGUGAAGACAGACGUUCACUUAUCCUCUAGAGUCUAACCUUGUCAUCUGAUCGAAAUGGUCUUUCCAUGGCUCAAGGGUCUAAAUAAGGUCAUCCCACUUCGCCUAAGGCGAUCUAAAAAAUUGGUGAAAGGACGCACACAACACAGCUCGACAAGUUGGACAACCACUGGUCAUGAGGGGGAUAGCCCACCUGCAGAUUUUUCUGCCAGUCCCUUCUCUCUGCACGCGCCCGCUUCGAAUCCAUCGCUAAUGCAGCCCAUUUCUGCGACCGGAGAACCCGCAAAUCUGGAAGCCCCCAUCAAUGUUCCUUCCAGAUCAUCUGGCAGCGUACCACUUGCUCGCGAAGUUUAUGAUAUGGCUCAGGUAGCUUUGCCAUCGGUACAGGCCAUUGCAGGUGUAUUUCCACUCGUUGGUUCUCCGUUGCAGGCGGCUAUCGGUGGACUAUUGUCAAUCCUUCAAACUUUCAAUACGCAUAAUCAGAACAAGGCGGACCUCGAUAGUCUGACGAAACGACUCAAUCGACUGAGCUGCAAUUUGUGCAACGCUCCGCCUGCCUGCAAUCCUUCUGAACAAUUCCGGAGAGAUUCAUUUGUUAGGAUGCUGCAAGACGUCUCAACCCGAGUGGCUACGUUGCAUGAACGUUGUCUCGCAUCCACAUUCGUCACGCAAGAUAUCGCUAGAUGCUUCAUUGAAAUCGACCGUUAUUCAGCAGAUUAUUUGUUGUCGUCGCAAAUGCAAAAUCAACAUGCCAUACACGAAGAGUUACGGAGGCAGCGGGAAGCGAAUCAGGAAGUGCUGAUCGCAAUGCAGACAUUGCAAAGCCUGAUGAACAGAACUGUCGCACUAGUUGGUUGCGUGACACUGGUAGACGCAACAGGCCACGACCAUGCAAUACCUGCGAACUUCUGCACCUCAUAUCAGCAACUCAAAAGGAUGCUCCAAGUUUUGUUUGAAUGUGAUUCCAUCGAAGCACGCAUUCAGAAACGAUAUGUAGAAGAAGGACAGUACGACUUGUGCAUCGACGAUGGCAGACAAGUAACUCGACUUACAAGCCGGUCAAGCAUUGCAGCAGGCACAAAGAUUGUCAUGAGGGUUAUCUUCGAACAGGAGACGACAUCAUUCUCUGAAUUUGACUACAAAUGUCAUUUUUGCGGCGCUGUGAAUCACUUGCCCGUCGAGUCUAUUAUGCAUUCGCUUGAACGGCAGGCCGGUUGUUCGGUUGAUUGCCGAGUAUGCAAACGACGGUUCCAGAUCUCUCGUGAUCCCCAUGUGAAGCAGAGCACACACUCCCGUAAUAACAAUUCCACUGAAGCGAGUGAUGAAGAACUGCACCUUAUUCACAACUUUCUUGUGCAGCAAAGUACUGUACCCCGCCGUAAUUCGCAUUCUCACCAGACUGGUACUAGAACAGCGUCUUGCCGCUGGCUUGUCGGAGACAAUAUGACAUGCGGAUUUGAAGGGCCGCUGGAUGCACUCAGAACCCAUAUCGUUGGAUGUCAUCUCCAAGUGUCUCGCGGUGAGGCAAGAGUACCAUGUCAUUGGCAAGGUUGCGGAAGCGCUCGCAGCAUCCGGCGCGACUCACUCUUACGUCACAUUCGUGAGGUCCAUCUGGGGACUCGGUUUCGAAUAAUGGGAUGAGUAGGACGAGUGACUGAUCUUUCUGUGUUCAUAUGAUGCACCUCCGAUUUUCUCAAUGUACAGCUCGUGUGCUGUUGCACUUGCUACCAUUCGCUCCUUGUAUUCGAAGCCAAGCCAGCUUCCGACCAUCACUCCGAAUCCGCUAC
This is a messenger RNA of Suillus fuscotomentosus, 2058 nucleotides long. RefSeq lists its product as uncharacterized. The transcript is spliced from 8 exons. The record is from RefSeq and is a predicted model, not a curated record. Bases 329 to 1912 code for a protein of 527 amino acids. Lineage: Eukaryota; Fungi; Basidiomycota; Agaricomycetes; Boletales; Suillaceae.